Dendrobium catenatum is the source of this 954-nucleotide messenger RNA. RefSeq lists its product as uncharacterized. The record is from RefSeq and is a predicted model, not a curated record. The transcript has 2 exons. Lineage: Eukaryota; Viridiplantae; Streptophyta; Magnoliopsida; Asparagales; Orchidaceae. The annotation marks the transcript as partial. Gene Ontology annotation, molecular function: catalytic activity.
AAAAUGACAGGGAAUGUAUUGAGAAUGAUAUCAAUCACAGUGAAUUGGCUGUUUCUUGUGCUGCUGUCAAGGUGAAGUUGGCUAAAGAGUUGAAAUCACUUGGACCUGCGAAUAUGGAAAAUAAGAAGAAAAAGAGGGGGGCAAGGAAAAAAGAAGCCUCCUUAUACUUGAAGGAAAUUGUUAGAGAUCAUAGUAUUUUUUUCAUCGGGCUUAUGGAAACGAAGUUGGCUAGCAUUGAUAGAAAGCAUAUUGAUUACUUGAUUGGGAAAGAUUGGGAGUACUUUCAUCAUCCUGCUGAAGGUACUUCAGGAGGCAUUAUGGUUCUAUGGAAGAGGAAUAUGGUGUCUUUUGAUAUAAGGGAGACAUCUUCACAAGCUAUUGUUGGUAGUCUCUCGGUUCCUAACUUGGGAAUUUGGAGAAUUGCCACGGUGUAUGGGAGCAGAAAUUGUAAAGAAAGGGAAAGUUUAUGGAAACAACUCAAUGAUUGUAUGGAGGUUACAAUUCCGUCUAUUAUUGGAGGGGAUUUUAAUUGCAUUAUUGACAAGGAGGAGAAAAGAGGAGGCAAGAGGUUCUUAUUCUCUAAAGGACCAAGGGAGAUGAAAAGUUUUAUGGUAAAUUCUGAUUUCCAUGACAUUGGUAGUAUGGGCCCAAGGUUCACUUGGUGUAAUAACAAAGAGGGAACCUCUCGGAUCUGGGAAAGAUUGGAUAGAUGCAUUUUGAACUCAGUUGCUAUUCAAAUGCUUCCUAUGGCUAUUAUUAAGCAUCUUGCUAGAGUAGCAUCGGAUCAUAGUCCAAUUGUGCUUAGUAUGAAGGAUAGAAUUUGUGGUGAGAAUAAAGUAUUUAAGUUUGAAGACAUAUGGAGAUCGUACCCAGCUGUAAAGAAUAUUGUUUACAACUCAUGGAUGAAGAAUGAUUAUGGUGAUGAAUACAGUAUACUCCAAAGGAAGCUCAAAU